Messenger RNA from Rhagoletis pomonella (apple maggot), 1872 nucleotides. RefSeq names its product fasciclin-2 (gene fipi). The coding region runs from base 196 to 1623 and encodes 475 amino acids. Lineage: Eukaryota; Metazoa; Arthropoda; Insecta; Diptera; Tephritidae. Gene Ontology annotation, molecular function: protein binding. The transcript has 7 exons. The record is from RefSeq and is a predicted model, not a curated record.
UCUUCCUGUAUCCGAUUAUUGAUUGUUUGCAGCACGCAGUGCAACGAAGCUGUCAAAAACCCAACAACAACAUCAAAACUACUGUGUCGCAAAAACACGAAAUCCGCAUAAAAAACCCAAAACAAAAACCAUCGGCAGCAGCUGCAACAACAACAACAACAACAACAACAACAACAAAAGACAACGUUGACAACAAUGAAGCGCCUAAUUGGAUUAUUACUAAAUUUGGCUGCCAUAACAGCUUCCGUGCAGGCCAGCCACCAUGAACUGCUUUCGCUCAGUCCCUCCGAUCAUUCUGUGGUGCGAUAUACCAACGACUCGCUAAUAGUCCAAUGUCGUAGCUCAACAUCAGAAGCGCAGUUGGUGUGGAAGUCGCCGAAGGGAGAAAUAAUUAAGGAGCACAAAGGACGUAUACACAUCGAGCAAAGUGCGCCAGAACAAUUGAAAAUUGUUUUUCUACACAUUUCACUCGGCGACAAGGGCAAGUGGACGUGCGAAGAUGCCAAUGGCGACAGAGCGGAAAAGUCUUUCGAUCUCAUUGUCUACCAAAAAAUUGCUUUCGCUGAAAAUUUCACCAUUCUUACGGUAAAGGAAGGCAAGGAUGCAUUCAUACGUUGCGAAGUGAAAGGCGAACCACAACCAAAUGUCACCUGGCACUACAAUGGACAGCCAAUUAUUGUUGAAACAUUUACAGGCAACACAACGAAAUUUCAGAUUCUGGCUGAUGGAUUACAGGUCCGCAAGGUAACGCAGAACGACACCGGCGAAUAUACGUGCCGCGCCUAUCAAGUGAACACCAUCGCUUCGGACAUGCAGGAGCGCACCAUUUUGAUGAAAAUCGAACAUAAGCCAUUCUGGAUGCACAACCAUCAUAUUUCACUGCAGUAUGUCUAUGUCAAUGGCAGCGUGUCCAUACCGUGUCAGGCCAUCGCUGAGCCGCCAGCCAAUUUUACCUGGUACAAGAAUAGCAACAAGAAACGUUUGCGCAACGACAAACACUACAGCUUCGAGACGGAUUAUUAUGCAUCCAAUUUGACGAUUCAAGCGCGCGACGAUAGCGUAUACGACACGUAUCGCUGCCUAGCAGAGAACAAUCUGGGCGCCAUUGAACGCAGCACCGUAUUGGAGCGCGGUGUGAAGCCACCACCACCGACGGUGUUGCAGUUGCGCGGCUUCAAUUCGAAUACGUUCGAUGUGGAUGUGGGUUCGGUGCGCACUUCGCCGGUGCGUAAAUUGAUGGAGGUGAAUGGAUUUCGUAUUGAGUAUAUGACGGAAUAUGAAUUCAAAUCAGAUGCAGGCAAAUGGACGAAUGCUAAGCGCAGAGAUUUUCCAUUCGAAGAUGGCGCAACUUUUCUCAUCAACAAUUUGGAAGCCAACACCACCUAUUUGAUGCGCGCUGCAACUAAAAAUCUCGCCGGUUUCAGCGAUUGGACAAAAGUGGAAAGAUUCCGUACAAUCUCCAAUGAGCCGCCAUCAUCGUCGACGCGCUUGGCGCACUUGAGCGCCGAACAAUUGUUGUGCAUAUCGCUGGUGGCGUUGUUGUUGUGCAAGGAAUUGUCAUUCGGUUUUCAACCAGUUGCCAGUAUAACAAAGCUACGUCGCGCUGCAGGCGUGCGUUGGUGAAGCGUGCGUCAGUUGGUGGAAUUGCAACUAUUUAGAUAUGUAUGUAUGUAGGGGUUUCUACUGAUAAAGUCUAGCAGCAGCGUAGAAGAGGUGGGGAUGGUUGAUGGUUGAGAGAGAGAGGGUGGCAUGGGUUUCAUGAUAGUGAAAAAUUAUUGAUUAGCGCUAAGGAUUAAAGAGUUUGAAAUAUUUAAUUUAAUUUAAGUAAAAAUAAGAAGAAAUGAAAAUAGAAACAAAAACAAGAAUAAUUAA